Messenger RNA from Cylicostephanus goldi, 696 nucleotides. Lineage: Eukaryota; Metazoa; Nematoda; Chromadorea; Rhabditida; Strongylidae. The record is from the annotation of a GenBank genome assembly.
AUGAGGGCAGCUGAGUCAGGUGUCGUACGUGUACGCAACAUCAGCACUGCAUCUAACGAUUCAAAUCUUCUGACAAAUCUUCGUACAGCCAGCAAUGAGCUGUUGCAUCCCCUCAUCCUUGCCUGCGCUACACGGCAUGCAAAACUUGUACAAAUUGCAUUGCAAAGCAUUCAGCGAUUGGUGCAACACCGAGUCCUAGAAGCUAGUUGUGCCAAUGUCGUGGUAAGUGAGCUAUGGGGCCUCGUGGAAGUGGAAUGCGAAGAACUUAGGGUACUGCAAACAGUUCCACCACUAGUUUCAGCAGACCUGCUUGUCACUGGAAACACUUUGGCGAAAUGCAUUGUCAUGUGCUUCCGUAUGCAUUUCGCAAAAGAUCCUGUAGUAAUCAAUGCGGCUUCUGCUGCUGUGCGACAAUUAGUCGGAUGUGUUUUUGAACGCGUAAUUCAAGAAGACGGUGUAUUCAACAAUGCCGAGCUGACUGUGGUAGCAUCUUCUGGAGGAAGACCUUCGCCUCGAUCUGCGCCUCCCACGCUUCGUCCAUGCGCUGCAGACGCAUACAUGUUGUUCAAAGAUCUGUGUCUGCUCAUCAAUGCUAAGCCCAGCGUAUGGCUUCUAGGAAUCCAUGAAAUGACUCGCACACUUGGGCUGGAGCUCAUCGAGUCGGUUCUCAAGAGCUAUCCCGGCGUGUUCUUUAGG